AUGAAUCCGGAUGAUCCCCAUUUCCUCCUUGCAACCUUGCCUGGCCAAGGUCACUUAAACCCUACUUUUCGACUAGCAAAGCGCCUGAUACAGGCCGGUGCACGAGUCACUUUUGCUACCACCAUUAAUGGCCAACGGAGAAUCAAAAGUUUCCCUUCUCUCGAGGGCUUAGCCUAUGCCUCUUUUUCUGGCGGAUUCGAUGAUGGUACUCCUCCGUCUGACAGACAGGAGGGUGUUAUGUCCAGACGCGAGCUUAUUUGGUCACAAGCUCUAACCGACCUGCUACUGAGCUUGUCUAGUGAAGGGCAUCCGGUAAAUUUCUUGAUAUACUGUCCCAUGCUGUCUUGGGUUGCUGAUGUGGCUCAUGCCAUGUCCAUACCUUCUGCUUUCUUCUAUAUCCAGUCUGCGGCUUCGUUUGCUAUCUACCACUAUUACCUCAAAAGCCAAACUGAAGAAUAUGCAAUCAAAGCCCUUGCUCAUGAUUCCAACAUAAACUUGAUCACCAUCGGACCCUUGGUUCCAUCAGACAAAUUCAAUGGCUGUGAGUUGUUUGAGAACGCUAGUCAUGACUAUUAUAUCAAUUGGUUGAAUUCCAAGCCAGAUUGUUCAGUUGUUUACAUUUCCUUCGGUAGCGUGGCAGUACUACCCAGGAAUCAAAUGGAAGAAAUUUUUAAUGGAAUGGUCGAAAGUGGCUACACAUUCUUAUGGGUAAUCCGACCAUCAGAAGAUGUAGAAGAAGAAGAAGGAUUCGAGAAUGCGAUAAAAGAUAAGAUACAGGAAGAACAAGGGCUGAUCGUUCCAUGGUGUUCACAAGUUGAAGUGUUGAAUCACAGGGCGGUAGGUUGUUUUGUGACGCAUUGCGGGUGGAACUCCACUCUGGAGGGCUUGGUUGCAGGCGUGCCAAUGAUUGCAUUGCCUCAGUUUGCAGAUCAGAUGACGAACGCAAAGCUGGUAGACGAGGUAUGGGAAACUGGUGUUCGAGUGAAAGUAAAUGAAGGUACUGCAGUUGCAGAGAAGGAAGAGAUCAGAAGGUGCUUGGAGAUGGUAAUGGGAAAUGGACAGAAAGGGGAAGAACUGAUAAGGCAUGUUAAGAAGUGGAGAGGAUUGGCUCUUGAGGCGACGAAUCAAGGCGGUUCCUCAGCCAACAAUUUCAAGGUUUUCAUGGAAAGCUUUGUCAAGUGA
Messenger RNA from Theobroma cacao (cacao), 1182 nucleotides. The record is from RefSeq and is a predicted model, not a curated record. NCBI's taxonomy places the organism in Eukaryota, Viridiplantae, Streptophyta, Magnoliopsida, Malvales, Malvaceae.